CAGCGCGUUGAAGACGUGGAAGAGAUCUCGUGAAAAUGAAUCUCCUGUUUCAAUUAGUUUAUAUAGAUAUUACCGUGGUCUGAGCGCUCAAAAAUGGCGUCAGGAUUGCCGCCGAAUGUCCAUCAAAAGAAGCUUGGACCAGCGCCGAUAGCAUCUUUCGAAGACUUAUCCGAGGAAGUGGAAAACGGAGAAUCGGUGGCAGCGGCAGCGGCAGCGGCAGCGGCAACGGCAGCGGCGACGGCGACGGCGACGACGGGGGUAGCGGUAGGGCGAAUGCCGGGUAUCGUCGAGGUCACCACGCCAGCAACGCCUGGUAGUUCGCUCAAGACGCCUAGCACGCCGCGAAUUGAUAUCAGUAGAGCGAGCAGUUCUUCGCACCAUGAGGACAGUAAUUCCAGGGAUUCGUCGCCUGACCGGGAGCUUCUCGCAGGUGCGGAUCCUCCGUCCGGUUGCAAGCUGACCCUGGGCUACAAGGAAGACGCCCAAGACCUCAGGUCCUCUACGGAGGAACUGGAUUUACAGGAUCCCGUCCAUGAGCAAGAUCUCAAACGGGAGUCCAAAAGGCGAAAGCGGAAGGAGGCCGACGGAUCCCAAUCGGAUUACAGUGGCAAGCAGCUGGGUCAAGAUCGCGAACGCAAGGACAGUAACUGCUCGGAGAUAUGCUUGCUCAACAUUAGCGGUAGAACGUCUAGACUGUCGUCGGUUGGCAGUCAAGGCUCCGGCGUCUCCGGGAAGCUCUCGGUCAUGUCAGUGACUUCCUCCAGAUCCCCGAGUCCUCACAAGUGUCUACUGGAGACGUCGUUCUGCGGAAGCAAGCCGACGCUGGCUGAUAAUCUAAUAGAGCCAUCGAAACCGGAGACCGAUGAUCUCGAGAAGAUACUCUUGAAGCGGGAGGCCGAUACCACGAAGGCAUUGAUUCCCGAGAGUAUUAAAGUGCCUAUGGUAGGUGGCAAUCUGAAGCCGGAUCCGUUGGACAAGCCUAGAAGACGCGGUCGUGAGGAGCGGAAGGAAAUCUUCAAACGGGAAGUGGAAAUCACCAAAAGAUUUCUGGAAAAAGUUAAUAUAGAGGUACCGAUCAUCAAAAAAUCGAGCGAACAACAAGGAUCGGCACCGCGACAACAGCACCAACAACACAAGCAGCAACAGCAACAGCAACAUCAACAACAACAUCAACAUCAGCAGCAGCAGCAGCAGCAGCAGCAGCAAUACCAAUUAACAAAUGUUCAAAUCCAGGAAGUUCAAAAACCCGUGACACUCGAUUUCAACGACAAAAGAAAGAAGACUCAAAACUUUAAGGAGAUUGUGCAGACGACACCUACGACGAGUAGCCUCACCGGAAGUCCGAAAUUACCGAGACAUCAAAAAGUUCGCGAUCUUGAAGGCUCGCGAACGCCCAGUCCGUCGUCCGUAUCCAGAAAAAGUAGCUUUGCCUCGUUGUUUAAGGCUAGAACCGACGGCGGCAGCGUAUUGAGCCCGGAAUCACCGUCACCUAGCACAAAGCCACGACGAAGUCUGACAUCGAAAUUGAAAGACACUACGGAGAGUCUGAGGAGCCGUUCAAAAUCACGCGAGAGAGUCUCUAUAGACAAAGGUUCAAUCAUGAAGAAGGACUCGAAGAAUAAGGGGGUAUUUUCGUCUACACUGAGCUUGUUUAAGAAACGCGAGAGGAAGAAGAGCUACGAUGAAGCAAUUGCGGCCUCGUGUGAUCUCGAAGUCGCCAGUGGGGACGAACAUCCGUCUCUCGAGAGUAUCGGUCACGUGGAGUUUACGUUCAACACGGAGAAAGAAAGGACGCGUCAGGAUGAUUCAAUCUUCAUUAGUCUGCAUGCCGAUGACAGGAACUACGAGGAGGCCUUGCCGUCGGAGAGCGUCUCGAUACCGUUGGAAACGCCGACCAAAUUACUGGACGAGUACGAGUCCGAAGGGCCGCAUAUGGGCAGCAUAAUCACAGAGGUGUCGAUCGAGCACCAUCCGACACCGUCGUCGUCGAUCGCCAAAAUUAGGACUGAAGCGCAGAUCGAAACGCGUACGGCGACGCAGACCGUAUCCAAAAGCUCGUGCAGAGAUAACCGGCCACCGCAAAGCGAGUUGAAAGACUCGCACAUACUGAAAAGUUCCAAGUUGAGAGACUCGAAGAUUAGCGCGCAGGCUAACAAAAUAGUCGAGGCGCUGCCACCACCCAAGUCAUCGAUUACGGUUAAACCAGAUAUUAAAUUGGAGAUUAAAUCGGAAGUUAAAUCGAUAGAUUUGCGAACGUCGUCCAGUGGUUUGUCGAGAGAAUCUACUGGCAAAAAGCUGGACAUAAUAAAGCCAAAGAGAAAAAGCAAAGAGAAUCAGCAGCAGCAGCAGCAGCAGCAGCAGCAGCAGCAGCAGCAGCAGCAGCCAGAAUCACCCGAGAAGAUAAACGAUGAUGUAGGGAUGCAACAGAAAAAGAUAAGCUCGGGAGAGCUUUCUCGAACUGUACAAGAAACUAAAAGACUCGAUCUCCUUGAUGACAAGAUCAGUAAGUCGCUAGAACAGGAAGGUCUGGUAAAAACAUCCAGUGUGAUAUCCGAUUUGGAUCACAAUAGCUCUGAAUCCGAGAAAGAUUCGGAGAUCGAGUUUAUUCGUAAUAAGGUCGAGAAGCUGGCUGAGGAACUACCGGACGAGCGAAAGGGUCUCUUUUACGAGGAGAGCUUCGAGGAGGAUCUUCCAUAUGUACCGACGACUCUGCCAUUGGAGAAGAGCGUCGCUAUACCUAUUUUACCGGUUAAACAACGACUUCAGGAAGUAAGGACGAUCCCAAUCGAGAGACCACGCUCAACGACGCCGAUAAAUCCAACUUUACUCGACGAGUUUGUGAUGCAGACAUCGCUGGACGAGCGGCGCGUGGAACGGAUGAAGAUAUCUCUGCCGCGAGAAGAUAGUUUCAAGCUGAAGAGCCCACGUCGGCAAUACGCCAGUACAGCGAAUACGUUCACUGAAUUUGCGGGCAAGGUGCCGCCGGAUGGCGGCCGCAAAGGCGCUACCAACCAAGGAAAAUCACCUAGUCCACCUCCACUGCCACCGAGAGCAUCAUCAUCAUCGUCAUCAUCGUCAUCAGCAGCAGCAGCAGCAGCAGCAGCAGCAGCAGCAGCAGCAGCUGGAGCAGCAGCAACAACAGCAACAGCAGCGCGGCUGAGCAACUGGAUCAACUUUGAAGAAAUACCGGAGAAGCGAAAGGCACCGAAACGGAUACAGACGAUACCGCGCGGCCCAGAGGACGAGAUUGCAAAGACUAUCAGCGGUGGUUAUAGCUACGUGCAACCGGAAGAGUGCAAGUGCGAGUGCCAUGAGGAGUCUAGGCGGGCGUCUAUGCGAGAGGCAGCGGCGGUGGCAGCGGCUGUCGCCGCUACUGCCACCACCAGCACCAGUACCAGAACCUCCUCUUGCAGCAGCAAUGGCGAGCGACCGUGCAACGGCGAAAAUUGUACGGCGCCGGCCACUGGCGGUAGCUCGGUCGACCGUGCCAGUAUCGUCAGUGACAGCUCGCUGGAGUGUUCGUUGAGCAUCGACGACGGCCAGAGCACGCAGGUGCUUCUCGGCAACUCGACGAAACCCUUCGCAAUGGAUCUCGACGUGCGUUCCAACAGGUCGAGCACCGUAUCGCAGGAGGAAAACGACGAGACUCAGCACCAAUAAUAAUAAUUUUAAUAAUAGCGCACCUCGUAUAGCGCAUCCACGCCUUAGGAUCUUUGGAUUUCCCUCUUUUUCGUACGGAAAGAUGAAUCCGAGUUCCUCCGAUACGAAUCAAAGAGCGAUUUGAUUCCGAAUGAGACGCGCGCCAUCGUUGUUUUCGUCGCAUUUUUUUUUCCUACGAGACAAUUUCUAAAGGGAUUCUAUGCGCGUUUCUCGGUAGAUCGUAGUAGGCGCGCGAUAAAACUUCCGAAAGCACAUCGCUCGCGUCUUCGAAAAAUCGGAUUUCGAGAUGACUUUCGAUCCUCGUGCGUUAUACAUUUGUUUACCCGUAUGACACACGCCAAUCGGACCAUUUUCGCAUACGUGCAUCGGAUUUACAUUACUUUCGCAUGAUACUUGGCACGAAAACUGUUUCUUUUUUUUGUCGUAAUUUUCUUUUGACGGUAGUCGCCCUCGUUAUCGUAAUAUAAGAGAAGGAAAUGGAGAGUAAUGCGUGUAAUGCUCUUCACUGUAUCAAGUUUUUUCCAAGUAUAAAAUUAAGAGCUUUCGGAAAAAAGCUACAUCCUUAUUUUACGAGUUUAAGAGUUUAUCGUACGCAUGCCAUGCACGCAUGCGCAUUGAUACUUUGUUAGAGGUAGACCUAGAGGCACCCCGAGGAUGGUGGCUCGCUAAUGUUUCUACUAAUAUCUACAAAUUUGUCACUAGUUUUCUCUGACGAGAGACACGCGCACCGCCACGAAAUAUCGAUGAAACGUUCGGGUGUCGCUUGUAUCUCACUCUCUUUCUGAAAGAAAGUAUAAAAGGUGUAGAACACACACACACACACACACACACACACACACACACACACACACACACACACACACACACACACACACACGCACGCACACACAUUAUUUUAUCAAUUGUAUAUACAGCGACGAUCGAUGAGGCGAGAUCUCGCGGUGUUCGAGCAAGCUUUCGAAGCUUCAUAUCAUAUAGAUAAGCAUAGAUUUAUAGACACAUAUAUAUUUCCGUGGGCACGUUGAUCUUUUACCGAAGUUACGAAGUUUAUUCAAUGUUGAGCCGGAGUUGAACCGGUACGAUCAUUUACUGAUCGAUUGUUUUUCAAACUUGUACGAUAGCAUUUACAUAAACGAGUCUACAAUGACCGAUAAGUAUAGGUUUCGCGAACGGUCCCCAAUCGCCAAUAUCGUACGCGUUAUAAUUUACGGCGAUUAAUGCUGCAUAAUUAUCCGAAAGUUGGUCGACGUUCAUGCUAAAUGCACGCGAUCGAAACUAUUACUUAAAUAAUAUGUUAUUACUGCAUACGAAUUAAACAGCGCACGCGCGCACGACGUUUUCCAACUACUGUACUAUCUUGUAAAAUGCUCCUACGUGCCAGCGAUUUUUCUACUCGCCACAAUCUUUUUGCAUCUUUAUUUUUAGAUCUGGCUUGGCGAGCCAUCAUUCGCACGAACGUGCUAAUUUCAAAGGGAGCGAUUCUUUGUCAUUAUUCUCCCCUCGGUCGGGAAUUUCAGGAAGCCGAGACGAGAUGCACAUGUUACGUGUGCGUGUUCCAUAAGUCGAGCUCUCAUACGAUAGAGAGAAAGACAAUUCUAUAUUAUCUACCUCUUUAAAAAAAAAAGAAAAGAAAGAAAAAGAACGACAAAAAAUGUACCAAAGAUAAUCGAGUGUGUCUGUGGAGAGUUGUUGCAUCCGCGCUUUGAAAAUCAGCCUGACAACGCGACCAGCUCGGUUUGACUCCUUUUCUCGCGACAAGUUCAAUUUUGUAGGAGAAGAAUGGAAAGGAAAUGGCAUACGUAAUAUUAUAAAAGGAUUAUAAAGUAAUUGCGAAAAGGUAAAAGCAACCUUAUUUCUCAAUGGGCCAAUUCGAAGAUUCGUGAUAAACUGGAAAUUAAAAGCGUUAACUUUUUAAUAGUAUCUGCUUUAUAUUCGUCCUCGGAUCGGAACUAUCUCGUUAAUACAUAUACGGAUGACACGAAUGUAAAAGAUACAAUUUGUUUUUGCCUUCAACAAUUUGUCUGUAUUGCUUUUAAUAUAGUAACACUUCAGGCAAAGUUAAUCUAAUAUCAUAGAGUAGUAUUCAUAGGCCUAGUUUACACCGAUCUCUUGAUACGCGUAUCAAACAGUAUAUUUGAACUAAUCAGCCAAUAAUCAGAUUUAUU
Messenger RNA from Temnothorax curvispinosus, 5825 nucleotides. Its product is annotated as FK506-binding protein 5-like. The coding region runs from base 94 to 3660 and encodes 1188 amino acids. The transcript is spliced from 9 exons. The record is from RefSeq and is a predicted model, not a curated record. Lineage: Eukaryota; Metazoa; Arthropoda; Insecta; Hymenoptera; Formicidae.